Theileria annulata is the source of this 3207-nucleotide messenger RNA. RefSeq lists its product as uncharacterized. The record is from RefSeq and is a predicted model, not a curated record. The transcript is spliced from 5 exons. Bases 1 to 3207 code for a protein of 1068 amino acids. Lineage: Eukaryota; Apicomplexa; Aconoidasida; Piroplasmida; Theileriidae.
AUGAAAUUUAAAAAAACCUCCCUUAAGCCUGGUGUUAAUUUCGUUUUGUGUUUUGCCCCAAUUUUAUACUUUCUUACCUGCACAUACUGUUUUUCACCCAAAUUUACCACUAACUCACUAUUUAACCCAAAUUUAAGUAUCGCAUUUUCACUUUCAACCCCGCUAUCGCACUAUAGUAAUGAGGGAAAUGGAGGAAAUGUAUCAGAGUUUUCUAGUUUACAUAGUUUUCGAUCAGGAUCGGCCACCAACGAACUUCAAUGCGGAGAGAUUGUUUACGGAACACCGCUAAAGAGGAACCAGGACGGGACUAUUAUGGUGGAUAUAGGCCUCCCUCAGACUUUAAUCGCAUCAAAAUCCACACUCUACUUCAUGAACGAAGAUGAACAUUAUAGACUAAAUAACCUACUGUCAGCAGCGGAAAGAGAUAAAACUCAAAUUAACAUGAGGCAGAAGAUGAUUUAUGACACAAUUCAUACGUCUAAGAAGUUCCCUGAAAGGAAGAGAAAAACCUAUUUCAAACCUAAAUAUCCAUAUCCAUACGAUUAUUUAAAAUCACUGAGGAAGAAGGAAAGGUAUAUUCCAUUUGAUAUUGGAGUAGGUGCUGAGAUUAGGCCUCAAGAUUUUUCGGUGCCUUCUGAGAAAAAGACGCCCGAGUUCCUGAAGAACCUGGAUCGUAUGGAAUUUUUGGUAACCGACAUCAACCCGUACUCGAACUACAUUUACGGAGAGUUUUUCUCAGUAAACAUAGUGGAAACUAAGAGGAAAACAUACUCACUAAUGCACCUGGAUUCACUUAACAAAAAGUACCACUUUGUACCAUAUGAAGGCAUUGUGACUGAUAUCAUGGACAAUGUUCUGAAGGUCAGCCUGACGAACUGUAGACGCAGUGAAAUGUACGGAGUCAACGCAUACACGUUAACAACAGGAAAUGACAAAAUUGGUGAUAAAAUACAGGUGUAUUUGGCCGGGAGUGAGGUUGUACCUGAGCAAGUAUAUUUGUUUAGAAGUCAGAUAUCACACCCGAUACUUCGAAGAGAGAAUUUGAAUAUGUUAAUCAAUUCAAUAAUAAAAUAUUAUGCAAGGACUGGGAAGUGGUUUAAGGCUGAAGUCGAUAAGGUUUACCAGGAUUUCCUAAGUUUUAGGCUCUCAGGAGGGUAUAAAGAAGAGUAUUUGGCAUAUAUUACCAAGGAACAUUUGCCCUAUAAUUACCCCGAGGAACUUCUUAACGAAAGCUUUAUUAGAAUUAACAAACCACACCGAUACUUUGUACAAAAAGAUAUAGAAAUCAAUUUUGGAAAACUUAAUCACAUAUAUCAUUACGAUAAUUCGAUUUAUGUUAGAGGUAAUGAGCUGAGUGUUAAAAAUGUUUAUCAACCCAUUUCACAAGUUGAUCCCAUUUCAAACUUAAUGAUGUUUACAACCACCAAAAACUACUAUAAACCAACACCAACAAUGGAAAAAUAUUUCCUUAAAAUAUGUACUAAUGUAAUGUGUAGGAUAAGACAGGAUUCGGAUAAGUAUGAGAUAAAAAAGGACUUGACAUACCCUUGUAUAGUGAUAGGAAAUGAUAGAGGGCUGGUAUAUUUCGCUAUAAAUGACAAGUUUAAGCCUAAUUUCACACUAAAUGAUGAUUAUCUCAUCGGAGUAAUGGAUGCAGGACAAUAUUCCACUAACGUCGAAAUAGGCAGAAUAGUACACGUGAAAUUGGGAAGUAUAGAGAAGUAUAGAUUGGAAGGUGUAUAUGCUGUCCAACAGAGGCGUAGAGAUGAAAGAUAUGUUACGAUGCCAAUUACCGAGUGGCUAAGUAACCUUACCGAAAAAGAACUCAGAACACAUAAAAUUAACCUGAAGGAGUUGGAAUUAAAGAUCUUGGUAAUGAGUAACUUUAUUUACCCGUCUUCUGAUUCUCCACAAAUGAACGAGUUUUUAACCCUGCAGCCAGUUUUUGCAGAAAAUCAUUUUGCAGAUGAUUUAGAGUCUGAAGAUAUUGCAGAUACAAUACUUAGCAGAGACCUGAGUCAGGACAGUUUUUUCCUAAACGAUCCAGAGGAAGAAAUGUAUCCCAGUAUAAAAGAACUGAGCAUGGAACGAGAACUUGGAUAUGUUGUUCUGAAAGAACGCACAAUUUUCGAAACAGAUUACUUUUUACAUAAUGAAGAGCUUAGAGAAAUAUUUUUAAAGGAAAAUAUGGACCCUAAGGCGUAUAGGAAACUUUUGAGGAAUAUUGAGUGUGCAAAGUAUGACCCACCAUGUUUGGUUCAAGAAUUCUUUGUAAACUCUAAAAAUGAACCCUUUUGGGAGUUUUUAGAAAGACUCAUGAGUCAAACUGAGAGGAGAAAGAUUACAUUAAAGGAGGCUUUGGAAUUUGAGAGAAGUAUAAUGAGACUUUUGUCCCAGAGCCAUAAAUUGUACUUGGAAAGAAUAUAUGACAUGUUACCAAAAGAAGCAGCUAUGUUCUCUAGUAUAGUUCCAAACUCUUAUGAAAAUACCUUUUAUUCAUUGGGUGAAUUGAUAAAAUAUUACGACGCUGUGAGGCAUGAUUAUAUCAUGGACAGGUCAGUAAGCAAGUCAAUUUUAAGAGUUUUGAAGAUUCUGACACAUCCAAACUACUCGCUCAUGUCUCUGCUCAGAGAAAGACAUAGAAAGAUUUUGAAUGAUGUGUUUUUCUACUUCUCAAAGUCUUUGAACUAUGACUCCUACAUGAGCCUGAACAGACCCGUCGUUUUAAGGAAUCAAGAACGUACUGAAAUUCCAAUUGCAAUUGAUGAAGAAGAUGCAUCCUCAAUUCCAAUGGCACCCUACACUGAAAUCAUUAAAAAUCCAAGAAUUUUAACCAAUGAAUUACAAGUUUAUGGACUCUCAAUGAUUAGGAAAAUGUAUUCUGAUCUUCUCAGGUUAAAUGAUCCUUUUAAGUCUAAGUAUAUUAAACCAUCACACGUGGACGAUUCUGUCGAAGAUAUUGAUUUUGGGCCUGAUGACUUGAGCGACCUUGAACCUGAGGCUAGAAGAAUGUUUAGGGAUGUGGACAUAAACGAAUACGCACUGAACAAUCUCGACGGAUCAAAAAUGAGCCUAAAGGAACUCUCAAAGGCCUGGAAAAGACUUAACAGGUACCCGAAAGAUGUGUCAUUGCAGGAUUUGAGGGAAUAUUUGGAAGACAUGCAAAAGGUGAAUAGAGUUCACGGAAUCAAGCUACCAAUAAUUUAA